CCCCAUCUUAUCACUCAGUGUCUGUACAACACUUGUGCAUCAGAAACAGCAUCUUCAAAACAACACACAGGCAGGAAGAAAGAGCCUCAAGAAACGCCUCACCUCAUUUUUGAGAGGACACAAAUUAAAAGAAUGGGAUCUGCUGGAGUUCAGAUUGUCUGCGUGGCCCUCGGGGUCCUCGGCCUGAUCGGGGUCAUCGUAUGCUGCGCCGUCCCGCGCUGGAAAGUGUCCGCCUUCACAGGAUCCAACAUUGUGACUGCGCAGAGCAGUCAGGAGGGCCUGUGGACGAACUGUGUGGUGCAGAGUACCGGCCAGCAGCAGUGCAAGAACUACGACUCCCUGCUGGUGUUGGCCUCUGACCUCCAGGCCGCCCGCGCCAUGACCAUCAUCAGCUGCAUGCUCAGCUGCCUCAGCCUCCUCAUCCUCUUCUGCGGGGCCGACUUCACCACCUGCGUGCAGAACGAAGACGCUAAGCCCAAAAUCAGCCUGGUGGCCGGGGUGGGCCUGCUGCUGGCCGGCCUCCUGGUGAUCAUCCCCGUCAGCUGGUCAGCCCACAUUGUUGUGCGAGACUUCAACAACCCCCUGGUGGUCGCUACUCAGAAGAAGGAGCUGGGAGCGUGCAUCUUUGUGGGCUGGGCCGCCGGCGUGCUGCUCCUUCUGGCUGGAGGUCUGCUGUGCUGCUUCAGCAGGCCCAAAUCUGGCAGCUCCGGUGGAACCGCCAAGUACUACAGCAACAACGCCUCCGCUCCUAAUAAAAACUACGUGUAGUGGCUUUAUGAAGGGGACUGGUGCUUGAGAGAAAGGAGGGGAGGGGGAUUUAGCUGGUGAAAGACUGGGGACCAAAAAAGUAGAUGACACCAAGGGUGGUUUAGGAAAAAACUGAAAUGUCUGUGUAAAUACUGAAUGCUGAUAAUUGUCUCCAACUUUUUAUUUCAUAUUCAUAAUUAUGCUGGUGAUGUUUCACUAUCAGGUGAUGGGUUAUGUAUAAGAUAUUUGAAAAUAAAUGUGAUACUGGCUUCUUCAGAAGUGCUUUUAAAGAUCCACAAAAGUGCCUUUAGAGUAAAAUUCAACAUUAUGAGACUGUGGAAAGAAAAACGGUCUAAUAAUCUGUAUGAUCAGCAUUUCCAUAUAAAAGAGCCAUCCGGCCUUUAAUAUUUUACAUAUUGUUUGGCUCAAAUGUUCUGUCUGUACUGCAUUUUUUAUCAUUUGUCUGUUUCUUUCAUCCACAGUCAGAAAAAGCUGCUCAAAACAGCCUUCAACCAAAGGCACCUCAGUAGACUUCAGGGAGCGUCUGUGUUUCUCUGAUGAAACGUCCUUAAACGUCCGUGUGACCUUUCAGACAUGUUAUAUAACAUUUCUCAUUGCUCAUUUUCUUUUGAUUCUCAUUUUGUAUGAUUAUAUUGAGUAUAAAUAAUUAAAACUUUGUGUAAUUCAAAAGUGCAUUUCAUGUGUUUGAAAAAGAAGUCAAAGCAGUAUUUUGAAAAUACAGAGGACUUUAUUUCAAACUAAAAGCAUAUAUUAAAAUAGGAUUUUUUAAAAACUUGAUCAAACCAAAUAAACAAAUUCAAGCUUCAUGCCAAAGAACAAUGAAGUUUCA
Chelmon rostratus (copperband butterflyfish) is the source of this 1597-nucleotide messenger RNA. RefSeq names its product claudin i (gene cldni). Gene Ontology annotation, cellular component: plasma membrane; bicellular tight junction. Gene Ontology annotation, biological process: bicellular tight junction assembly; cell adhesion. The coding region runs from base 133 to 768 and encodes 211 amino acids. The transcript has 3 exons. NCBI's taxonomy places the organism in Eukaryota, Metazoa, Chordata, Actinopteri, Chaetodontiformes, Chaetodontidae. Gene Ontology annotation, molecular function: structural molecule activity. The record is from RefSeq and is a predicted model, not a curated record.